Batrachochytrium dendrobatidis JAM81 is the source of this 1596-nucleotide messenger RNA. RefSeq names its product aspartate--tRNA ligase DPS1. Gene Ontology annotation, cellular component: aminoacyl-tRNA synthetase multienzyme complex; cytoplasm; cytosol. The transcript is spliced from 9 exons. Gene Ontology annotation, biological process: aspartyl-tRNA aminoacylation. Gene Ontology annotation, molecular function: RNA binding; ATP binding; aspartate-tRNA ligase activity. Bases 1 to 1596 code for a protein of 531 amino acids. The record is from RefSeq and is a predicted model, not a curated record. Lineage: Eukaryota; Fungi; Chytridiomycota; Chytridiomycetes; Rhizophydiales.
AUGGAAGAACUGAUGAUUGGUGAAGAUGGAAAACCAUUGUCCAAGGCUGCUAUUAAGAAACUAGAAAAACAACGAGAGAAGGAUCGCAGGAAGCAGGAAGUUGCUGAUAAACUGGCUGCAGAAAAGGCUGCUCGAGAUGCUGCAUCGCCUGAUUAUUCGGUGGAUUGUUAUGGAAAACUGCCCAUGAAUCAAUCUGUCGCUCGUUUGAAUGAAACUCGCACUCUUAUCUCUGAAGUCAAUGCUUCUCAUGUCGGUUCAUCUAUUCUACUCUCUGCUCGUGUACAGACUGUCAGGCCUACAGGCUCAAAAAUGCUGUUCAUGACUCUUCGUCAAGGCACCGACUCUUUACAAACUGUCUUGACUGUGAAUGCUGAAUCUGUCAGUAAACAUAUGCUCAAGUUUGCUACAUCGAUCUCUCCUGAAUCGUUGGUUUUGAUCUCGGGUGAGGUCAUCAAAGUUGAUGUUCUCAUUACUGGCUGCACUGUUCAAGAGUACGAACUCAAGGUUUCAAAGAUCUUUAUUGUUAGUGAGGCCGCUCGUCUUCCAUUUACAUUGGAAGAUGCAACCCGUCCAGAUUCAGACUUUACCGAAGAGUCUGGGUUUAGCAAGAUCAAUCUUGAAACUCGUCUGGACAAUCGUGUCAUUGAUUUGCGUACCAUUACCAACCAGGCUAUUUUCCGUAUUCAAGCCGGUGUUUCAAAACUCUUUCGUGAAUUUCUUGACAACAAAGACUUUGUUGAAAUUCACACUCCAAAACUCAUUGGUGCAGCAUCAGAAGGCGGUGCCAAUGUGUUUCGUGUUUCUUACUUUAAAGGUUGCGGAUUUCUUGCCCAGUCUCCUCAGCUGUAUAAGCAAAUGAUGGUGUGUGCCGAUUUCGAGCGCGUUUAUGAGAUUGCACCUGUUUUCCGUGCCGAAAACUCGCAGACGCAUCGUCAUAUGACCGAGUUUAUGGGUCUUGAUAUGGAAAUGGCAUUCCAGGAACACUACCACGAAGUGCUCGAUGUCUUGGAUGGACUAUUUGUUUCUAUUUUCCAAGGAUUGGAAUCUCGCUACAAGAAAGAACUUGCCACUAUCCAGCGUCAGUAUCCUUAUGAGCCUUUUAUGUUUCUUGAAAAAUCGCUUCGUUUGGAAUUCCCAGAAGCUAUUGCCAUGCUUCGUGGUGCUGGUGUUGAAAUUGGCGACUUUGAUGAUUUCAACACUGCUCAAGAGCGUUUACUAGGCAAGCUUGUCAAGGAAAAAUACAAGACCGACUUUUUUAUUUUGGACAAAUUUCCUCUGGCUGUUCGUCCCUUUUAUACAAUGCCUGAUCCUUCUCGGCCUGGGUACAGCAAUUCGUAUGAUUUCUUUGUUCGUGGCGAAGAGAUCUUGUCUGGUGCUCAACGUAUCCAUGAUUCUGCCUUUUUAAAACAGCGUGCCGAGGAACAUGGUGUUGAUAUCAGCACUAUCCAACCCUACAUUGAUGCCUUCAAGUACGGUGCUCCACCUCAUGCUGGUGGUGGCAUUGGUCUUGAACGUGUUGUCAUGCUUUACCUCGAUCUUGGCAACAUUCGCAAAACAUCCCUGUUUCCUCGUGAUCCCAAGCGUCUUUCACCAUAA